GCCGUAGUUCCCGGCGGCCCUCGCGGCAGGCUUCGGGCGUCAGGCAGUUCGUGAUGGCCGCGGCCGGCUCCGCUGCUGUGUCAGGGGCAGGGACCCCAGUGGCGGGGCUCACGGGCCGCGACCUCUUUGCCGAGGGGCUCCUGGAGUUCCUGAGACCCGCUGUGCAGCAGCUCGACUCUCACGUGCACGCGGUCAGAGAAAGCCAGGUAGAGCUCCGGGAACAAAUUGACAACCUAGCUACAGAACUUUGCCGGAUCAACGAGGAUCAGAAGGUGGCCCUGGAUCUGGACCCCUAUGUUAAGAAGCUGCUUAAUGCCAGGCGACGAGUUGUUUUGGUUAACAAUAUUUUACAGAAUGCCCAGGAACGGCUAAGGCGGCUAAAUCACAGUGUUGCCAAGGAAACAGCUCGAAGGAGAGCAAUGCUGGAUUCAGGAGUUUACCCUCCUGGUUCUCCAAGCAAAUAAGCUGGGCCUAUGACCUGUGUGUACAAGUACUGUUCUCCAGCUGCCUUGCUUUGGUAGACAUGCGAAGAUUCCAGGAAGCAGUUUCUGUAGACCUUUGGUUUGUUUGAACUGUGUACUUACUUAUUCGUGUAGCAGCCUCAAGAAACAAACUGCAGGACUAUUGCCUAGAGAACCUCCAUUAUAGCUUGCAUUUCCAAUAAGCCUCUACUUUAUAGAUUUUGUCUCUUGAGACAAAGUCUCAAUAUGUAGCCCAGGCUGGCCUCAAACAGGAGGUUGUCUUGCCUUUGCCUCCUUAAUGCUGGGAUUAUAGGCAUGUGCCAGGGUUCCUGGCUCAAGACUCUACAUUUUCCCACAGAGAAUGUUAAGUAGGUUUGGCAUCAUGUAGAAAAUUCAUAACACACCAGAGAUUUAUGCAGAAAGUAUACUUCCACUCCUCCCUCUGAGCUUUACCAGGUCCAUUCAUGGUUACGGCCUUUCCUGAUUCGUCUUUUCAUAUAUCCUAUAUGUUUGGGUUUGUUACUGCCCUAGGAGAGCAUAACAAAAGACAUGAGGAUCCAAGGGUCAAGGGCAGAGAGCCUUGACAGCGGAGAGUCCAUAAGCUCUUGUGAAGGGCUGGAGGGAUGGCUCAGUCAUUUAAGAGCACUGGCUGCUCUUCCAGAUGAUGGAGUUCAGUUCCCAGCACCCACAUGGUAACUCAGCAAUCUAGAACUCUGGUUCCAGAGGACUCACUGCCCUCUUCUGGCUAUUUUGGGCACAGUGCACACAUAAGAUGCAUAGACAGACAAAAUAUAUUUGCAUAAGAUAAAAAACUAAAAGAAAGCUAAAUAUUGUGAUUCCAUCCUUUCCAGGCCUAGUUAACCAGUUUUGACCUUCCUGUUACUGUCUUCUUACUUGGAUCCAGGCAGGGUUUCCUUGACCUGUGGCUUUGCUUUGUUUACAAUUGAGGACUUAGGCAAAGUCAAGGUAAUAUCAAUCCUCUUGACUACCCUGGCUUGAACAUGUUAAUAGUAUUGUUCACCACUAUUAAAUAAAUGCUUGUAUAAAUUUAAACAAACAAA
Mesocricetus auratus (golden hamster) is the source of this 1522-nucleotide messenger RNA. RefSeq names its product SNAP associated protein (gene Snapin). Gene Ontology annotation, cellular component: BLOC-1 complex; synaptic vesicle; BORC complex. Bases 54 to 464 code for a protein of 136 amino acids. The record is from RefSeq and is a predicted model, not a curated record. Lineage: Eukaryota; Metazoa; Chordata; Mammalia; Rodentia; Cricetidae. The transcript has 4 exons. Gene Ontology annotation, biological process: endosome to lysosome transport; intracellular protein transport; synaptic vesicle exocytosis. Gene Ontology annotation, molecular function: SNARE binding.